ACACGCCUCUCGAACGCGCCGCGCCGUCUCUUGUUUCGGCAGUCGCUGCGCUGUCGUCCCGCGGGCAACUGAACGGCGCUGAGCGGAUUGGCUGCGCUCCUGCUGACGACGCGCUAUGCGCGGCAGACAGCUAUGCGGGCCCAGGGUGUCGCAGUGAGGCUGCAGCUGCUGCUGCUGGCGCUCCUGGCGCAGUUGGCGGUGCGUAUCCUGUCCGACAACAGCUGCGCCGGUGCUGGAGACGUCCGCUGUGUAGUCGACCACGCGGCCGACGACGGCAAUGGCGUCGCUUCCAGUUCAGAUUUGCGCCACAACGAAUCCAGCCACGACGUGGCAGAGCUGGUGCGUCACUGGGGAUAUGACCAGGAUAACGGCCCAGCCCUGUGGCCCUCGUCCUCCCCGGAGUGCGGCGGGCGCCGGCAGAGCCCCGUGGCGCUGGACACCACGUCCGCUGUGGCCGGCCACCAGCCGCGCCUCCACUGGUUCGGCUGGCACAACCUGCCCGUCUCCCAGCACGUCGCCAACAACGGACACACCGUGUCGGUGAAGUCGACGUACCUGAGCGAGAAGGAGGUGCCGCUGGUGUGGCUGUCCGACUCUGAGCGCCGCUACAGGCUGGACAGUGCGCACUUCCACUGGGGCGGCAGCGAGCACACGCUCAACGGCGAGAGGUUCGCUAUGGAGAUGCACGUGGUGACAUUUGACAGGCGCUACCCGUCGCUGGAGAAAGCCAAGAGCCAGAAGAACGGCAUACUCGUGCUUGGCUACUUCUUCCGGGCGGCGGCGACGGGCAGCGCGGCGCUGCAGCAGCUGGUGUCGCGCCACCUGCCCGCCGUCGUGCGGCCGCAGUCGUCUCGGCUGGUGGCGCGGCCGCUGCGGCUGUCGCGGCUGGCCCACCCCUUCGAGAAGUCCUUCCUGCUCUACCAGGGCUCGCUCACCACGCCGCCCUGCAGCCAGGUCGUCCGCUGGGUCCUCUCCAAGGACGUCCACUCCGUCUCCCGACAGCAGCUUUUGCUACUGUCACGCCUACAGAACGACAAGGGCAAGCCGCUAGUGCGCAACUGGAGGCCUCUACAGCCGCUCAACGGCAGGACUGUCACCAACAUCUUCUGAGCCCGAUCCGGCCAGAGGCGCCUCGUGCCAGCUCAGUGGCAGGACUGUUGCCAACGUCUUCUGACCUGUCGUGCCCAGAGGCAUCUGGUGUGGGCUCAACAGCAGGACUGUCACCAACGUUUUCUCAUCUGACAUGACCUCACCAGAGGCACUCGAUGCCAACUCAACAGCAGGACUGUCACCAAUGUCUUCUCACCUGACCCAACCAGAGGUGGCUGGUGCCAGUUCAAUGUUAGUGCUGCCCAACAUCUUCUGACCCAACCCAGCCAGAGGCAGUUGGUGCUGGCUGGACUGUCACCAACAUCAUCUGACACAACAGGCGAGAGGUGGCUGGUGCCAGCUGAACAGUGGAACUGACCAACGUCUUCUGACCUGACCUGACCAGACCAGAGGCAGCUGGUGCCAGUUCAGUCGUGGUUCCACCACAAACUUCUCGUGAUCUGAACUGAUAUAACCAGGCAAGAAGACCUAGCGCCAUUACAACAAGCAUAAUUCUGGUCUCCAUAUACCAGACCUCUGCAGCAGCUGAAUGGACGCUCAGUCACCUGUGGCUGCAGACCUGAACUGAUGAGUGAUAGCUGCAGCCUCUAAAUGAGGACACCAUCACCCUUGCCUUCAGGCCAGAUCUCAAUACCUGGGCUGGAGCUGCUCGACAUCUGCACCAUCACCUCUCUUCUCCUGAUGUGAAAUGACCUCGGACCUUUUCUGCUGCUGGCCUGACCUUUGCAGCCGCUGAAUGGAGGUGGCAACACCAACAUUUACCGAUCUGACUAGAGCAGAGACCUCUCAGACUUGGUCUGGACAAGGUUUGCGGCAGCCACUCGGCAGAACACCUUCACCCAUUUGUGAUGUAGUCUGAGGUAUCUACAUUUGCUUAGCUUCUGCUCUCACCAAGGCCGCUGUUAGAUGCUCGUCCCCAACAUUAUCAAAAAUUUGGGAUUGGUGAUCGUGGUUGGUUAGGCAGACUCACCCCACAACUAUGUCCUUAGUAUAACUACUGCAUUCAGUAAAUAAGGAGACUCAUUUGCGAACAUGAGAGGAAAUCUUGAAAACUUUGUCAUUUUUCUAAGGAAUUUAGCGCAAAGAAUAAGAAUUGCAGACUCAUGUAAUGCUUAGCAGCAGAUCUUUUGGGAACGUUUUUGGUCCCACACUUUUGUAGUUUGUGUUGCAGGUGAAAUCAAGCAUGUUAAUUAUUUAUGCACAGCGUAGGUACACACAACUCUAAAUAUGAACAAAGUAGAAGUGUUAAUUUUUUUCUGGAAAUUCUUCACACUAAGGUAUUUAAAGUAGACUUUUGAAAAGCUGUUGCUAUCUUAAAUAUUAACUCAAAACAUUUUUAAUAACGAUUACCAAAAAUUUUUGUAAUUAACUCAUGGGUUUAUUUAAAAAAAGUCUUUAAUUUUUUAUUUAAGUCAGAAAAUAGUCUAAUUUUUAAUUAAGAAUGAUUUAAGAUGGUAUACAAAAUUUUAGCCCUCUGGACUCACUAGUAUUUAACCAUUGUGUACCAUAACACGGAAAAAGUGAGUUUAUGGGUAAAUUCAGGUUAAAUUUAAAACUUGUUUCUCUAUCUAAUGUGCAUAACGCUAACGUACCCUAGGUCCACAUUCAUCUUAUUUCUGAUGUUGUUCGUCCUCCCUUUUCUUUUCAUACGCUUCUUAUUCUUUCUUCUUUGGUGGGUUCAAACACUCAAUUCUCUGCUUCAAAGAAUCUUCUCUGGUCAGUGACAAAUAAAGCUCUUUGCAUAUUUAGUCCAUCAGACACACACAUAAAUUCCAUAACCUUACCGUUUGACACUGCAUCAUCACUGAACCAUAGGAGAACAUCCAGCACACUUAUUGCUAAUUUUUACAAGAGUUUUUUGUAAGCAUUCGCAUAUACAGUUGUUAAAACUCUCAUUUGGGUUUUGAGCCCUACUUUUCUGAUAAUGUUGUGCCACUAAGACCCCUAUAUAUAGGUUUACACCUUUCCUUAUAACAAGUGGCACUGAGUGCUUAUGUUUGUAGGUCUUACUUUGAAUAAUAGCCCUCUGGUAGCCACACUAUGACUCACUGUCUGGUGGACAGAGUACAAGACAUAGACCUGUGAAUGUUUUAUGAAAGAAGGUAGCCCAUACUGCCUUUCUCAAACGUUAAUUUUGAAAAUUUGAUAAUUUCAUCUACUACUGAAAUACACAUAAUAUAUUGUGAAGUUUGAUGUAAGCCCAUUCAGAUGUACCACAAAUAAUUCCAUAACUGUUAGCGGCAAAAUAACGACUACACUCUCUGUAUACACAAAAGUGGAGCAACAUUAAAGACUAAAAAUUCAUAAAAAGACAGGCAAGUGAGGACCAAAUACUGUUCUUAAAAUACCUGUCUGCGUGCUAUGGGACACCGUCAUGUGUGCAGGCACUUUUAAAUUCGUCUAAUUUUGGGGCUUCCGAUUGUUCCAACUUCCUUUUAAACAAACAUGUCCUGGUCCAGAAAACUUAAGAGAAUUUCUUAAAAAUCUAAAAUUUUUUUUUACACUUAUUCGGGUACAAGGCCGUAAAGGAGACAUGUGAAUGUGGCCCAGUAAAGAUAUGUGUAUACAACCUCCUGGACACUCACGCUGCGACGACUGCUGUUGGCCAGUGCCUGUACUGCGUAUGCACCUGAGCUGUUGUAGCCCGAUCAGCCACACGCUCCUGCCCGUCCAACAGUGUGCUUUCUUGUAAUUAAUUAAUGUCUGUAAGUCAGGGAUAAAGGCUCAGCUCGAAAUCAUUCAAACAAAUCUGAGACAAAAUAUUGUAUUUAUUGAGAGCAGAAGAAAAUAAAUGUAGAUUGCACUGUUAAGUCUAUAGCCAUCAAUGCUUUAACUGUAAUAACUAAUAGACACAGUUUUGCAAAUAAUAAGUAAUUUAUUUUGGUGUGUCUGCAAAAUUCAUAAAAACAGUUGCUGUUCACGAGAGUGCACAUACCUAUCAUAACGUUGAUGAAUAUAGUCUCCUUGGGGCAGGAAUGAAGUGAAUGUUCAGCCACCUGACUACUAGUCUCUGUUGAUCCAUUGUAGUCGUUGGACAGAGGCUGGUCAAAUAUUUAACAAAGAAAUUCGCCAGAGAGACGUCCAAAUUGAGAAGUUAUUUUAUUUUAUUUACUCUACAAGUUUCGAUAAUUCAGUAUGCCAUCUUCAGGCCCCAUAUGCAUCUCUCAAAAAUUAUCGGUAUUGGCAUACUGGGGCCAUCUGUUUCUGGCUGUUGUGAAUUCUCAAGUGCUUGCUUCGAAGACUUGACUACAGUCACGGAAGCAGAAGUCGAAUCUUCGAAGGAAGCACUUAAUUCACGAAAUCCAGAAACAGAUGGUCCACAGUAUACCAAUACUGACAACACAGUUCUACAAAAAAAAAAAUCUAUUUCUGAAAAAAUACAUUGUGCUCCUAGUUGUACUUCGAGUGCUGAAUUCAAAACUGCGUUUAGUUUUUUACUGAUAGGGAUUGUUUAUGAUUCAUCGCAAUUUUAUUUCUCUUUUCCGUUUCUGAUGUAGUGCAGCAAACAUGAGGUGAAAUUAGAUAAACAAAUUCACGUUUUUAUGAUCUUAUCAGUUCAUCUCAUUAAUGGAGGGUGAGACUAAUACAUAAGACAGUAAUAUUUGUGUAUACGUUUUGUAGCAUUUAUUUGACAUGAGAAAUUAAAGAAAAUUGACAAAAAAAUGAGCCAUUGUAUUGUAAUGCACAUCACUUUUUUCCCUUGUAUUGUGAAUCUUUCUUCUCGCGAAUGAUAUUCCAGUAAUAAUCUGUUAACGUAGAAAAUGCCCACUUCCCUUCAUAACGCCUUUCUAUGGUAGAAAUGUCUUUAUAGAAUCUUUCGCCGUGUUGAUCCGAUACAUCACUACAACUCUCUGUGAAGUAAUCCAGAUGAGAGUCCAUCAUACAGAUAUGUACGUUCAAAGACAUAUUGCACCCCAGAUCUCGAUGUGCUUUAAUCACAUCAUUCACCAUUGCUUUGUAGUUAGUAGCUUUUGUUCCUCCGAGAAAUUUUCUGAAACCAUCUUGAAACAGCCCCAUACUCUCUUUUCUUUGUCAGUUGUACGUGCUUCAAAAUUUGCAUCUUUCUGCAGCUCCUUGAUUUGUGGGCCAACGGAUAAACCUUCCUUUAUUUUUGCAGCUGAAAGACGGGGGAAUCUGGUAGCUAGAUAUGCAAACCCACUGCCUGUUGGAUCCAUGGCCUUUACGAAUUGUUUCAUUAGACCGAGUCUGAUGUGAAGCGGUGGAAGUAGUAUAUCUUCACGAGCUACCAGACUUUCACUCUGUACAUUCUUUUCGCCCACUUUCCAUCUCCGCCUAGGGCAUUUGGCUUUUAACGUAGUAUGGAUAUCUCUCUCGACCAUUCCACUCGAAUAGAAAACAGGCAUACUUCACGUAGCCUUGUUGCAUUCCCAGUACCACAACAAUUACUUUGAAAUCUGCACAUGGUUUCCAUUUGUAUUCAUUGUAUUGUCAUGAAUUUAGCAUCCUUUGCACGAAUUCGUAGUUCAAUUUGGUCAAGGUGGCGCAAGCUACUGGAACAGAGGGUUUUUUAUUUCCGUUAUGGAGCAAAACGCCCUUGAGACUUGUUUUCGAUGCAUGUAUGAAAAGUCUAUUCCUGUGAAACAUAGGUGAAGUUCAGCACUUUUAUUAGGCCAGCAACGUCAUUGCAGAAUGUCAGUGCUCCGUCAGUUGCAAAAUAGGAAAUAAAGACAUGUUCUCUGUGCCUGAACAAACUGAUUUUAGUACAUUGGUGCAGUAGAUUACACUCUUGUAAUCUUGAAAUAAGCAGCUGCACCUUUUGUUUACUUAGUCCUAGAUCACAUACUAAAUCAUUUAAAUCUGCGUGUGUUAACAAAUGUGACGAUGACUCAUUUGUGCAGUGAUAUAAAGGAUCAUCAUCUGUGAUUUCUUCAGUAUUACUUACUUCACUGUCACUCCGAAUUUGACCUGGAGCUCUUGAGGCUACUGGAAGGCCGUCAGAACGUUGUGCUAGCAUUCUCGCUGAAGCCAGAUCUGGGUAAACAAUGUGCCUCUUCGAUAUUUUUUUUCUUGUAAAACCCUGAACUUUUGUUAGACAGAAAUAACAAUCAUUAACGUGGCACUUGGGCUCUCUCCACACCACGAGCAUUCUCUGAAUUAGUUUGCAGUAACAUGUAGCACAACAGAAAUGUGGUGCCCAUUCUUUAUCUUGGUCUCCUACCUCUACCCCAAAGUAAUGUUCAUAUGCUUCCUUUAUGACUGUUGAAAUUUUCUUCCUAUUUCUGAAAAAGAUGAACUUCCCAUAGGUAUAGCACAAGUUGUCUGGCUUAUAUUGACAUCAUCGACGAUGUGGCAUUUCUGAAAAUUUAAAGAUACCUCUUCAGUAAUACACUUGUAUUACAUUAAUACUAGAGAAACGCCGAUAUGUAAAAGCAAGCAGUCAAUUUACCUUCAGUACCAGGCUAAAUCAGUUUAAACACAGGAACUAAUAAGUUCAACUGUGCUCAGAAAUGUGACAGAGACGGUUACUUGUCGGCCAAAACACCCACUCGUUAAGACUGAUACAAAUUACGGGUAACACCAUUGUUGUAACUUGAUGCAUCUGCGUCUGCGAAGCGUGAAAGGUUUGCUGCCGUGGCAGUGACCGGAUGUCGUCAUUCGAGUUAAUGACCUAUUGCAGGUGGUCUUACUGACAUAGGUGUGGCGGGGAUAACCCAAUGACAUAUGAUUCGUCCCACCUGCUGCUGAACAAGAAAUUUUCACGUUCCAUCGCUACUGGAAGUCCAACAUCCCCGUGUUUCUCUGUGAUUUCCAUGAAUUGUGGAUAUAUGUAUUACAUAAAAAGUAUCCCUGACAACGAUAGUUUGUUUACAUAUUUGAAUUUCCCACAGUAAACUGGCUUAGAAGCACACACUUUAAUAUCAGAAAUAGAACCCUUGUCGAACAGUGUAAUUUUUAAGAGGUGCAUAUGGGGCCUGAAGAUGUCAUACUGAAUUGCUGAAACUGGUACUGAAAAUAAGAUGAAAUAACUUCUCAGUCUGCAUGGCUGUUCGGCGAUUUUCUUUGUUAUAUACCCAACUAAUACUCUCUCCCUUGAAUUGAUCUUACACGGACUGAACCUGCAAGUCAGCACAUGCUCACAUCUCCUGAAAACCAUCCCCACACACCACGACAUUACUCAUACAUCUGGAAGUCAGUAACACCUUUAUUACUAUUGGUACGCAUAUUCCACACAGACCACACAUAAUCAUUUCUUAGUAUUAUUACUUACCCUAAAAAUGACACGUUAGGUUCCUGAGUUGCUGGAGUUGGCAGUCAUGUGUGUGUGUGUGCGUGAUUAGUGCUUGCUUGUGUGAAUGAAUGAUUUGUUUCUCUCAUUCUGACAAAGGCUGUGGCCGAAAGCUUGUGUGUAAGUGUAUUUAAUAGCGCCUGUUUGUAACCUAACGUGUCAUGUUUAGGGUAAGUAGCAAUCUCUCUUUUCCUACAUUGUUGAUAUUCCUACGAGGAGUUUCCAUUGUUCCAUUUAUUAGUAUUAUUUUCUUCAGCAUGAUUUUGACAAUUUGGAAAUGGUUGCAUAAUUCAUGAUCCCCUAACUACACAAUAAUGCACUCACUAGGUGGUAAUAAUAAUAAUAAUAGUAAUAAUAAUCGACACAGCUGCUUCAACAAUCUCACUCUUGAUUUAAAUAACGAAAAACUGCACCACUUACUUAUUUUGUCGUGCUUAGCACAACGCAUUUCGAGAAUUUAUUCUUAUUUUCAUGUACAUUUGUUUGCAUGAAUAUUUUUGGUAACGUUUCUGUGUAUAAUCUUUUACUUGUCUUGUACUAUAGAUGCAUUUUGUCCAGUUUUUCGAUUGCAGUUUAACCUGAAAAAGACAUCUGUAAUGCAAGUGAGGCAGGAAAUAACACACAUAGGCAUCAACAAAACUACUCAUGUAAGCAAAUGCACUUAAAAAAAUGAGAAUAAGUUCUCGAAACGCUUUGUGCUAGGCAUGAAAAAACAAGUGAUUGGUGGAGCUUUUCAUUACUUAAAUCAGCAAUGAGACAGUUCCAGGCUUUCCUAAAACAUAGAUUAUGAUGGACGAAAUUAAAUCACUUUCACUGUACCACAACAUGGUAUGAGUACAUAUAAUGCACAAUGAUAUGUCUACAUGGUUGCACACAUAACUGAUACAUAUUUAUUGUCACUAGUGUUUCUGGUGUUCCAAUAUGGUGUGGUUACAUAGACCACCACAGAGCUCCACAUAGAAAAGUAUUCAUUUGAUAUCUGGACAUACAGAAAAUCAUUCUGAAUUUUGAGGAUUGAAAGAAGAACUGAGUUCAAUAAAAAUUAAAGAUAGAAGUAGGGCUGGCAACAACAUACUAUCACAAACUCCUCAAUGUUACCUGAAUAUGUAAUUCAGAGGCAAAUAUACCACUUAGAGAAACACAUCAUCUGCCUUCCAGGAAGUUGAAUGGGGCCAGGUGAAAAAGAAAACCAACAUCUAAACACUAGGGCAACUAAUGAGAGAGGUUGAAGAGGCUAAUAACCAAGGAGAAAUUUGUAAUAAAAUUUGUGAUGAGAUUUCAACUUCCAAUGCUAAACAAACAAUUUAAAUAACUAAGUACUUGUUCUCCCUGUUUUUUUAUUAUUAAUUAUUCUGUAGUGUUGUUCUGUAAAACUAUGUGAUAAUUGACUUGAUAAUUGAAUGUUAGUGCAUUAGAAGUAAUUUAUGAUCAUGUAAUGUAAACUAUACAAGACAUAGAAGAAAUUUGUCAUAAUUAUAAUGUUUAUAUGUGUUUCAAAACAAGUAGCUCUGCUUAUGGAAACAAUGUUGGGAUAAGAACAACAUUUCAAUCACUUUGGUCCACCAUUAUUUAUGUUGUUCAGAAACAUUUAUUAUUAAUAAUUCCCCAACAAUCACAAAAUGUGUUGCUGCACAAAUAAUGUUGUGAUCGCCAACACCUUGUAAUCCAUUAAAUAAUUUUUAGCAGAAGCAAUUGAUGUCUAUAUAAUCAACUCUUACCACAUAAAACCUCAUGUAUCAUUGCCAUACUCACAGUAAUUUGUAUAAUUUAUGUCUUUGGAAUGAUACAUAAAAUUUGCUUACAUUUUCCUGCAUUCUUAAUUGAGUAAAGUAAUGUCUACAGUAUUAUUAGCACAUAAUACUUUAACGAUAUUAAUUUUUGUUUCAUGCAUUCCACUAUUUCCAAAACACUCUGAAACUGAAAUUUUUGUUAUUAUUGUCUUUUUAGUUGGUAAUGGGUGUGCAUGCAAGCUUUAUAUUUUGUUUCUUUCACACAUUUCCAAACGAACCAUUUACAUGAAAUAUAGCGACAGUAAUGCUUAUUCACUGUUUUUCUCUUCAAUGACUUUGACAGUUAGCAUUCUUGAACUCAAUCAACCUUCUAGAAUUGUUAGUUUAUUACUGUGUUAUAAUAUGAAAUAUAACAACGAAUUACAAGUUUGCCAACUGCAGAAGAAUAGUUUUUAAUAUCUGAAGACUCGUUGAAAACUUAGCAAGCUUUUGUAACUUAUGUAUUAAUCUACACAAUAUUUAGUUAUUUGAAUGGUUGAAAGUGUAAUUUUAUGCUUAAAGUUUGUGUGCAAUAGUGUUUCAGGUAUAUAUCAUAUUUUUUAUGAUGAAACAGAAAUAAUUAUGCAACAGUAAACAUUACAUAUAAAAAAAUGAGGAAAAGUCUUUCGUUUCAUCAACUAAAUAGAAAAAGAAAUCGUUCACCUUCAUAUUCAUAACUUGAAAACAUCUAUGGGAAUACCUAUUAAACAUAUCCUUGUGUUUAUUUUAUGGAUGAGAGCUCUAAAAGUGAUUAAUCACGGAUAACUACAGUCACAAUUAAUCUUAGAGGAUGAAUACAAUAAAUGGAUCAUUAAAAG
Molecule: messenger RNA, 9944 nt
Organism: Schistocerca gregaria
Lineage: Eukaryota; Metazoa; Arthropoda; Insecta; Orthoptera; Acrididae
Product: carbonic anhydrase 2-like
Exons: 9
Coding region: 133-1110 (325 amino acids)
Cellular component (GO): cytoplasm
Molecular function (GO): carbonate dehydratase activity; zinc ion binding
Source: RefSeq, a predicted model, not a curated record